Mycena indigotica is the source of this 1740-nucleotide messenger RNA. RefSeq names its product Dimethylaniline monooxygenase. Bases 1 to 1740 code for a protein of 579 amino acids. The record is from RefSeq and is a predicted model, not a curated record. Gene Ontology annotation, molecular function: flavin adenine dinucleotide binding; NADP binding; N,N-dimethylaniline monooxygenase activity. The transcript has 13 exons. NCBI's taxonomy places the organism in Eukaryota, Fungi, Basidiomycota, Agaricomycetes, Agaricales, Mycenaceae.
AUGGCUGCAUGGGUCGUCUUUUCGCUAUGCGCCGCUUCCCUCUCGCUUGCAUUGACGCAAACUUCCUUUCAAGUCCCUCUUCAACCUGAGCAAAUCCAUCAGAACGACUCCGAUUACCACCAGUUCAAGUGGCCCAUCCGCAAAGUCGCUGUCAUUGGCGCUGGUGUAAGCGGGCUUGUUGCAUACCGCGAACUGGUCGAUGCAGGCCUGGACGUCAAAAUCUUCGAAAGGGACGAAGUGCCAGGCGGUGUAUGGCAUUAUUCAGAUGAAACCCAGGGUCAGCCGCCAAUCCCGAAUGUGGACCCUCAGGUGGCCGACUUUGUGCCCUCGCUGCCACCUCCAAACGCACCCCUGCCGCAUGUGGUCUAUCACAAUGACCGCAAUGACAACACAGGGGUGACUAGCGCCGAACGCUGGAGGGAUCAUCGCGCCCCACAUGGAGUCUGGGCGUCACUGACUUCAAAUGUACCUGCUCCUCUGAUGAAGUUCAACAGGCACGAGUGGCCCCCAGGGAGUCCUUGGAAUAUUCCUCACCUUAACCUCCAGCGUUACCUCCGCUCUGUCUAUUCCUUCUAUGGGAUCAAUGCCAACGAUCGCAGUCCCCACAUCUCGUACAAUACUCGCGUCGAAUUAGUCGAAAAGCGACAUGAUUCUUUCGGGAAUGAACAUGGAUGGAAGUUGACCGUUAAGAAAUUGGAGCGGUUGAGUCCUUCAUCGUGCAAAGAAAAAUGGUGGACCGAGGAUUUCGAUGCCGUGGUGGUUGCAACGGGCACUUUCAACGGACCAAAUAUGCCGAACAUUCCGGGACUCAUUGAAUGGCACCGCAGAUACCCGGAGUCCAUUCUCCACUCCCGCGAAUAUAGGCGCCCUGAAAUGUUUGCCAACCACUCCGUUCUGAUUGUUGGAGCCGGGCCCAGUGCCACAGGCAUUGCUGCAGAUCUCAACCCGCUCGUGAAGCGUAACGUGCUUUCCUGGAGGCAAAGUGAACGAUCAAAUACGCCUGUUGUCUUCCUGAAUCUACUGCCUCAAGGCAUUGAAGUUGUGGUCGGCAUCCACCAAUUCCAUCCAGAGAAUCGCACGAUUGAACUGUCGGAUGGGACAUUUCUUUCUGACAUCGACGAAAUUAUAUUAUCCACUGGAUACCGAUACACAUUCCCCUUUCUACCUCAAUAUCACAACUCUUCCAUCAAAGGCAACGAAGAAGGGCCGCAAGACCAACCACAGCCGAUAGUGACUGACGGCACCCACUUCCGUUCGCUCUGGCGGGACCUAUUCUACAUCGAUGAGCCCACGCUGGCGUUCAUCAACCAGAACCUCAACGUUGUGACUUUUACCUGGGGCGAAAAUUUCGCGAUUGCCUUAGCCAAGGUAUGGACAGGCACUGCGCGGCUUCCAAGUCGCCAGACGAUGUGGAAAGAAUAUCGGGACUGGGUUGCAUCGCAGGGCGGCUAUGGCAAGUGGCUGCUGUUCAUAAAAUGGCAGAAACAAGAAGAAAUCGUGUCGUUCUUUUCGAGCUGGUUGAACACCGCGGCCUACCAAUUCGGCGGCAAACAGGCUACUCCCUCGGAUCCAAACGAGAGGGAGCUCCUGAAUGUCUGGGGUCGCGCAUUCUUUGCAAAUAGCAAUCCAGUCAAGUUACCAUCAACCGAGCGCAAACAACAGUUCGGUGGGCACCAGCAACAAGUAGAUAGUUUAGAAUACGCGCACAGUUUACUGGCGUACUUUACCAGUGGAUACUAG